AUGUUGUAACAAUAGGAAAGUUCAGGUUUUAAUCCACUUUCUAGAGAAUAUUAAUUAGAAUGCACAGUUAAAUAACUUAUGCAAGAAAGGAAUGAAAUGCAUAAUUCAUUAUUAUAAACUAGAUAAUAAUUGGAUAAUGCAAUAAAAUUAAAAAAUUCCUAAGCAGAAGAAAUAAUUAAAUUGCAAAAGAAAAUCGAUACAAUAGAACUGUAAUUAUAACAUAAGAAACUCUAGGAAUAAGAUUUCAUUUGAUAGUAAUACUAAAGGAGAUUCAGUAGAGAUACAAAAAAAACCACCUCAGAGACUUAAGGAUGGAGUUUCGACUAAAUUAUUAAAGAUGAUAAUGUAAGGGACACUACAAGAUUAGAAACAGUUUUAGGAUAUUCUGGCUUAGAAACAAUCUAAAUAGGAGCCUAUGUAGGAAAAACAAAUUUAAUAAUAGAUGAGUUUUAGGUAAAUAUUAAAAGUUAUAUUGUAGAAAAUAUAUCUCUUAAACAGCAAGUAAUAAAGAAAUUAAUAGGAGUUUGAUGAUCUCAGUCCAGUCAUUAGUACACGCACCAUAAUUUUAAAAGAAAUUGGAGAAUGCUAAAGAUAAAAUACAGAGAUAUUCUAAUAACAUCAAUCAUAAUUAGAAUAGAUAAGCAUAGCAUUAGACGUAAUAGUUAAAAUAAAUAUUAGGAAUUUCACUAAUAAUUUGUCGAUGACAUUGGAACGACCCCCUUUAGAAGAAUUCUAAGAAAGUUACUAUCCUGACUGA
Molecule: messenger RNA, 757 nt
Organism: Paramecium sonneborni
Lineage: Eukaryota; Ciliophora; Oligohymenophorea; Peniculida; Parameciidae
Source: the annotation of a GenBank genome assembly